Molecule: messenger RNA, 5082 nt
Organism: Oryctolagus cuniculus (rabbit)
Lineage: Eukaryota; Metazoa; Chordata; Mammalia; Lagomorpha; Leporidae
Gene: SEMA3C
Product: semaphorin 3C
Biological process (GO): negative chemotaxis; axon guidance; positive regulation of cell migration
Cellular component (GO): plasma membrane
Molecular function (GO): chemorepellent activity; semaphorin receptor binding
Source: RefSeq, a predicted model, not a curated record
CGGCCGCCGCUCUGGGUGGGGCCUCGCGGCCGCCGGGGAUGCGUCCGAGUCUGCCCUGCCCGUGGAGGCGAGCCGGCUGGGCGGUGCGCCGGGGCGGCCCGAGCCUUGCGCCGCGCGGCGCUGUAACCGGACACCCGCGCGCUUGCCCCGCGGCGCGCCCGGACACUUUCCAUUCACUGCGCGCGGCCUGAUUGAGCGAGGCGGACACGGGCUGCGGGCUCGGCACGGGAGGAUUCCUUUACAAAGAAACUCCGAGGACCCGGGAUAGACCUUUAAAGGCCGGCCGGGGUGGGGGACAGGACUGGAGACACAGGCGUCACCCCGCCCGGUGGCACCUUGGUGACUUUUCUACGCUGGUUUCGUGUACCGUGGGUAUUUUCCCUUGGAUAUUAACUUGGCAAAUCUGAAGAGAUGGGAUUCCGGGCGAUUUGCGUCUUGUUUGGAAUAUUUAUUUGCUCUGUCUCUGUAAAAGGAUCUUCCCAGCCCCAAGCAAGAGUUUAUUUGACAUUUGAUGAGCUUCGAGAAACCAAGACUUCUGAAUACUUCAGCCUAUCCCACCACCCACUAGACUAUAGGAUAUUAUUAAUGGAUGAAGAUCAAGACCGGAUAUAUGUGGGCAGCAAAGAUCACAUUCUUUCCUUGAAUAUUAACAACAUAAGUCAAGAACCUUUGAGUGUUUUCUGGCCAGCAUCUACAAUCAAAGUCGAAGAAUGCAAAAUGGCUGGCAAAGAUCCCACACAUGGCUGUGGGAACUUUGUCCGUGUCAUUCAGACUUUCAAUCGCACCCAUUUGUACGUCUGCGGGAGCGGUGCCUUCAGCCCAGUCUGUACUUACUUGAACAGAGGGAGGAGGUCGGAGGACCAAGUUUUCAUGAUUGACUCCAAGUGUGAAUCUGGAAAAGGCCGCUGCUCUUUCAACCCCAAUGUGAACACGGUCUCUGUUAUGAUCAACGAGGAGCUUUUCUCUGGGAUGUACAUAGAUUUCAUGGGUACGGAUGCUGCCAUUUUUCGAAGUUUAACCAAGAGAAAUGCUGUCAGAACUGAUCAGCACAAUUCCAAGUGGCUAAGUGAACCCAUGUUUGUGGACGCACAUGUCAUCCCUGAUGGCACCGAUCCAAAUGAUGCUAAGGUGUACUUCUUCUUCAAAGAGAAACUAACCGACAACAACAGGAGUACAAAACAGAUUCAUUCCAUGAUUGCAAGAAUCUGUCCUAACGACACGGGUGGGCUGCGCAGCCUGGUGAAUAAGUGGACCACCUUCUUGAAAGCGAGGCUGGUGUGCUCAGUGACGGACGAAGAUGGCCCGGAAACUCACUUCGAUGAACUAGAGGAUGUGUUUCUCCUGGAAACUGAGAAUCCAAGGACAACACUAGUGUAUGGCAUUUUUACAACAUCAAGCUCGGUUUUUAAAGGCUCCGCGGUGUGUGUGUAUCACUUGUCUGAUAUACAGACUGUGUUCAAUGGGCCAUUUGCCCACAAAGAAGGGCCGAAUCAUCAGCUGAUUUCCUAUCAGGGCAGAAUUCCUUAUCCCCGCCCUGGAACUUGCCCCGGAGGAGCAUUUACCCCAAAUUUGCGAACCACCAAGGAGUUUCCAGAUGACGUGGUCACAUUCAUCCGAAACCAUCCGCUCAUGUACAAUUCCAUCUACCCCAUCCACCGACGGCCUCUGAUCGUCCGUAUAGGCACAGACUACAAGUACACAAAGAUCGCUGUGGAUCGAGUCAAUGCUGCAGAUGGCAGAUACCAUGUGCUGUUCCUCGGAACAGACCGAGGGACUGUGCAGAAGGUGGUGGUCCUUCCCACCAACAGUUCCGCCAACGGAGAGCUCAUUCUGGAGGAGCUGGAAGUCUUUAAGAAUCGUGUCCCCAUAACAACAAUGAAAAUUUCAUCCAAAAAGCAACAGUUAUACGUGAGCUCCAAUGAAGGGAUUUCCCAAGUGUCUCUGCACCGCUGCCACAUCUAUGGCACAGCCUGUGCUGACUGCUGCCUGGCCAGGGAUCCGUACUGUGCCUGGGAUGGCCAUUCCUGCUCCAGGUUCUACCCAACUGGAAAGCGAAGGAGUCGAAGACAAGACGUGAGACAUGGAAAUCCACUGACCCAGUGCAGAGGGUUUAAUCUAAAAGCAUAUAGAAAUGCGGCUGAAAUUGUUCAGUAUGGAGUGAAAAAUAACACCACGUUCCUCGAGUGUGCCCCCAAGUCUCCACAGGCAUCCAUCAAGUGGUUGUUACAGAAGGGCAAGGACAGGAGGAAAGAGGUUAAGCUGAAUGAACGCAUCAUAGCCACCUCCCAAGGACUCCUGAUCCGCUCUGUUCAAGAUUCUGACCAAGGACUGUAUCACUGCAUUGCAACAGAAAACAGCUUCAAGCAGACCAUAGCCAAGAUCAACUUCAAAGUUUUAGAUUCAGAAAUGGUGGCUGUUGUGACGGACAAAUGGUCCCCAUGGACCUGGGCCAGCUCUGUGAGGGCCCUGCCCUUCCACCCCAAGGACAUCAUGGGGGCUUUCAGCCACUCGGAAAUGCAGAUGAUAAAUCAGUACUGCAAAGACACUCGGCAGCAACACUACCAGGGCGAGGAGUCACAGAGGAUGAGAGGGGACUACGGCAAGUUAAAGGCCCUGAUCAACAGCCGGAAAAGUAGGAACAGGAGGAAUCAGUUGCCAGAGUCCUAAUCGUUUCUUACGGGGAGGUUAAGCAUCCAAUAACAAAUGCUCUGUCUUCAACGAUCACAUUUUGAACAAAGAAUCUUGUGCUUUACCCAUGAGAAAUCACUGAACUUAGGUAAUGAUUCACUCCUCAAGUGAGUUUUACAUGAACUGAAAUGAGCAUGCGUUUUCUUGUAUGAUAUUGACUAGCACUAGACUUGUCAUGGUCUUCAUGGUGCAUAUAAGUAUUUAACUCAACCCAGAUUUUAUUUAUAUCCUUAUUCACCCUUCAAAAUCCUUAUGGCGGUUACAAACGUAGAAUGAUUGCAUCCCUCGGUUGAAGGAGAGGCAUCACCCUGGGGUAUUUCUUCCCUGCUCUGGAAGUCCAGAGUUCCAAUGUUCAGUAAUUUUAUAGAUGAGAACAAAUUCCAGAUUCACAGUUUUCACAUAGUAAAAGUCAUAUAAAAAUGGGUGCAACAGCAUGGCUGAUAGAAAAUAUAAAUGACAGGGCACAGGGCAUUUGAGUGUUGUACAGAAACAUGAAUGAUUCAUAGAGAAAAAUGAUGGCUUGCUAUGAUCCCAGUGAUAUAUGUGUUGUUGCUUUAAGAUUUAAAAGUUGUCAGUUACUGAUAUCUGUCAUUGAUCUUUGUUCCCAUGUUUCAAGAAAAUAGAAUGGGUAACAUACACUAUAAAGAUCACUGGUAGGAGUUAUUUAUAUCAGUGAAGCAGUUGGACUUAUCUUGUUAGAUUGUCAUCUUCUAAACAAAAGCACUUUUGGGGGGAAGUUAUUUAAGUUAUUCUAGACUUAUAUAAAAUCAUACACUAUUUAAUUGCUUACUAUAUUGUGUCUGAUUUUCUAGUCUGUGUGGCAAAUUGGUCAAUGUAAGAAGAAAAAGAGUUUUGAAGUACUAAGCUCCUCUAUAAGGGAGGAGACCUUCAAAAAGGAGAAAAGAAACAAAAUCAAAGUAGAAAAUUCAAGUUUAUUAUGAGGAAUUUCUAACAAAUGUGGCUCGUUUUCAAAUUUGUAGUCAAGUUCAGUGAUUCAUUUUCACUUUUUAGAAAACCAAGCUCACACAUCAUACUAAUUUUUAAGGCAGCAUUUUAUUUUUUAUAAGCAUUUGCUUGUGGUGGGGAGUUGCUCGUUUCAUCUGAAAGGAAACAAUAAUAUAAGAAAAAUAUAUUAAAAUAUUCUUAUGUUUAUAUUGUUUUUUCUUUUCAAACAUUCUUUUAAAAUGAAUAUUGCCACAUAUGUUCACUGGUCAGUGUGGAAAGUUUCAUGAUGAAUAAAAUAAUUAUCUUCUAAUUAGUAUGUUUGGAUAAUUUUAUUAGAGUAUUUUAAUACUGAAGUCAUUUUCUCCAAGUUAAAAAUUAGAUAGGGAAAAUGUGAGAAAUUUCCUCAUGUUCUUAUAUUUCCUUCAAAAACACAAAUUUUGGGCUUUUGUUUUGUUUUUAAGACAUUUUCAUAUUUCCAGUUGAAAACAGAAAUUCCAAAAAAUUCCUAUGUAUAAUCUAGUAUUAAAAUUUUAUGUGAAAGGAACAAUCAUGCAAAAGAUCAUCAAGGUAGAUACACUACCUUUUUGAAAAAUUCAAUGAAAGACUUCAAGAGCUAAAAUGAUUUUGAAAGUCACUGUGCUUACUGUUCAGAAUUUAAGAAUAUAAUUUAUAAUUUAAAUGAUGAUAAAUCAUGAUAUUCUGAGGUGGAAAAAACAGCAAUUAAAAUGAACAAAAUAACAGCAAACAACUAGAAGUCUAUUGUCCCAAGUGUGUAUGAUUCUAAACUUUUCUCUAAAGCAGUUUAUUAUAAAAAUGUUUUGUCUGCUUACAAGGUGUAAUUAAGCUUCUUUUCCCCAGGAUGCACAGACAGAAAGGUGUGUCCAUGUAAAGCCAAAAUCAUCUUCUGUGCUUCUGAUCAAUCUAUACUGUGUACAGAGUUAAAAGUCAUUGUUUUAGAGUCACGAUUCCCCCUGCUGAUUCAUGUCAACCCAAACUGAUAGACAAUAAGGUAUUUUGUCUUAUAAUAUUGUUUGUGCUAUUUAAUGUCCUCUAUUUUGACUGGUAUUAAACUGUAUAUACCUUUAUUACUUUUCUUUCAAAACUAUGGAAGUUGUUUUUGAACAUAACUCUGCCAAAUAUAAAGAAAAUUUUCUUUCUCAAAAUAAUCAAUGUAUAUUGAAUAUUGGUGAUUGAUUGGUUUUAUUUUAUGUAAUUUGAUGAUUCCACAACUUGAUAUGUUUUUCCAUUUGUAUUUGUAGAUAAAAUUUCCUAGAAAUGCACUUUUUUUCCCCCAAGUGUAGGUUUGUGAAUAGCAUGAUGAAACUGUCAUCACGGUGAAUGUUCAUUCUCUGUAAGAAAGCAAACAAAACGUAGUUAACCCACUAAAAUUUAAUUGGACAUUGAAAUCAUUUGUCUGACAAAAUAAAACAUGUUGAAUUCCCCUAAGAA